Messenger RNA from Doryrhamphus excisus (bluestripe pipefish), 485 nucleotides. It is a transcript of the gene atp5meb, whose product is annotated as ATP synthase membrane subunit eb. Lineage: Eukaryota; Metazoa; Chordata; Actinopteri; Syngnathiformes; Syngnathidae. Gene Ontology annotation, molecular function: proton transmembrane transporter activity. The record is from RefSeq and is a predicted model, not a curated record. Gene Ontology annotation, biological process: proton motive force-driven ATP synthesis. Gene Ontology annotation, cellular component: proton-transporting ATP synthase complex.
GUAAUAGAUGCCAACUGCCAUAAACACAACAAGAAGAAGCAGUAGCAGACCUUCUUCCCACAAUCCUCUGCGGUGGUAAAGUGACCUCUGCUGCUAGCCCGAUUAAGCAAUGGCUCCCCCGGUUGCCGUGUCUCCAUUGAUUAAGACUGCCAGGUAUUCGGCUUUGAUUGUUGGUAUCUUCUAUGGCAAAAGGAGAUAUGAAAACCUGAAGCCUAUUGCAGCUGAGGAGAGGAGGAUCGAAGAGGAGGAGAAGAAGGUCCGUGAGGAGCAGGAGCGCAUUGCCAAGCAAAUAGCAGAAGCGAAUGAAGACACCAUUCUGAAGUAGACCUUCACUUACUUCCCUGGACAAUUUUCUGUACUCCCUUUCAUUCUAAUUAGGAAAACCCUCUGUUAGUUAAUGGCUCCUGAACUCCAAACUGAUUGCAACGGAAGCUGCACCCUCUAAAUAUUAAGUUCAGAUUUGUUAAUAAACCAUGUCACAAACA